AUGAGUUCUGAUACCGGCUACUCGGACGUCCGUACAGCGCCGUCCGCGAAAAUGAAUCUGGGUUUUACUCAGCCAUUAGAUAUUACGAUUUUUCUCGCCGUCGCAACACUCUUCGCGGACAAGCAAGCGCGAAUCGAAGCACUUGCAGCGAAGAAAUGGAAAAUGAGCACUAUGUUAGCAAAGAAACAGCUACGGUGUUGCGUACUGUCUACCCAGCAGAGGGAGCAAUCAUGCCUAGAUGGCAGCGGCUUGCCGCCGAUCUCCACGAACCUGGCCGAGUUCAGAGGUGCAUGGUUCGGCAAGGACUAUCCGCUGGCGAGAAUGAAAACGAAGCAUCACCGCUACGGCUCCGCUCCAACGAGGCAGAAAAGGCCCGCGAUAGGUGGCUGGCGGUGUAUUGCUACAAGAAUCUGCGUCAGCUGUGUUGUACCUUGGCCCGGUCUGAAUUUCUCUCUUGGAAUGUCGAACAUACGAAAGCUUAUAUAG
Molecule: messenger RNA, 486 nt
Organism: Pseudomassariella vexata
Lineage: Eukaryota; Fungi; Ascomycota; Sordariomycetes; Amphisphaeriales; Pseudomassariaceae
Exons: 2
Coding region: 1-486 (161 amino acids)
Source: RefSeq, a predicted model, not a curated record